CGGUCCCAGCGCAGCAUCCAGCCUUCAGACCGGACGGUACGCCGCUGAACGGAGGAGGAGCACCGUCAUCCCUGUCAGCUCUUUGCAGUUUCUUCACUUUGUUUACAGUGUCACGGUUGGGACCCUUGGGUGCUUUUCUGGACAACAUUAAGUCUCUGAAGAACUAGUGGAAUUUAACCGCUGGAGCACAGAGGAGGUUUGGAGGAUGAACCCCCAGUGUGCCCGCUGUGGGAAGAUCGUCUACCCGACGGAGAAAGUCAGCUGCCUGGACAAGAACUGGCACAAAGGAUGUUUCCACUGUGAGGUUUGCAAGAUGACCCUGAACAUGAAGAACUACAAAGGCUACGACAAGAAACCCUACUGCAACGCACAUUACCCCAAGACAUCGUUCACCAUCGUGGCCGACACACCGGAGAACCUGAGACUGAGGCAGCAGAGCGAGCUGCAGAGCCAGGUGAAGUACAAGAAGGACUUUGAGGAGAGUAAAGGUCGAGGGUUCAGCAUCGUGUCCGAUACUCCAGAGAUGCAAAGACUCAGAAGGACUCAGGAGCAGAUCAGUAACGUAUGUGUACAGACACACACACGUACACACACAUACACACACACACAUACACACACAUACACACACACACACACACACACACACAUACACACACGGAUCAUGUUCCUGUUUGUCCUGGUGUUUGAUAUGUGAGUGUGUGUGUGAUGU
This is a messenger RNA of Seriola aureovittata, 709 nucleotides long. Its product is annotated as LIM zinc-binding domain-containing Nebulette-like. Gene Ontology annotation, cellular component: focal adhesion. Lineage: Eukaryota; Metazoa; Chordata; Actinopteri; Carangiformes; Carangidae. Bases 206 to 694 code for a protein of 162 amino acids. The transcript is spliced from 4 exons. The record is from RefSeq and is a predicted model, not a curated record. Gene Ontology annotation, molecular function: actin filament binding.